UACAUUCAUACGUACGUACAUCAAGCAGCUGACUUUCUCUGUACGGAAAAAUUUUAGAUACCUAAGCAAAUACAAUUGUCGAUUGUUUAACCAGAAAACAAAUCAUAAAUACUAGCGUAUACAAAUAAAAAAAAAACAGAAACUCUAAUGCAAAAUGGAUGAGUUGACGAAUUUUCUCAAGCAGGCUGGAAAAGAAUUCCUGAAUGUGGCCGGCGAAGCCGCUAUGGGUGCGGCAAAAGAGGUGGUCGGUUCGGUUAUUAAUGAAGUUUUCAUUAAAAAAGAGGCUGAUACCAAACGUGUUCUUCCAAGCAUUAAAAAUAUGCGCGUUCUUGGAGAACGAGGCAGUGGUUCCCGAGUUCAAGAAGACAUUCAAGAUUUUGAGGCCAUCCGAAGCAUGUGUCUGACGAAUGGAUCAUUAUUUGAAGAUCCAUUAUUUCCAGCCAACAACGAAUCGCUUAUGUUUUCGCAACGACCUGAUCGACACAUCGAAUGGUUAAGGCCCCAUGAGAUCGCUAAUGAUCCACAGUUCUUUGUGGAAGGCUACUCACGUUUCGAUGUGCAACAAGGCGAAUUAGGCGACUGUUGGUUACUGGCAGCCACUGCAAAUUUGACGCAGGACCCAAAUCUAUUCUUUCGCGUUGUGCCUCCAGAUCAGAACUUUGAAGAAAAUUAUGCAGGCAUCUUUCAUUUUUGCUUCUGGCAAUACGGCAAAUGGAUUGAUGUAGUGGUCGAUGAUCGCCUGCCGACAUAUCGUGGUGAAUUGAUGUACAUGCAUUCCACUGAGAAAAAUGAGUUCUGGAGUGCUUUGCUGGAGAAAGCCUACGCCAAACUACAUGGUUCAUAUGAAGCAUUAAAAGGUGGCACCACUUGUGAGGGUAUGGAAGAUUUCACUGGCGGUGUAACGGAAUGGUACGAUUUGAAAGAGGCACCACCAAAUCUAUUCAAUAUUCUCCAUAAAGCGGUUGAACGUAACUCAUUAAUGGGUUGUUCAUUGGAACCUGAUCCGAAUGUUUUGGAAGCCGAAACACCCCAAGGCCUAAUUCGAGGCCAUGCAUAUUCGAUAACGCAAGUUUGCUUAAUCGAUAUCUCUGUACCUAAUCGACAGGGUAAGAUACCAAUGAUACGUAUGCGUAAUCCUUGGGGUAAUGAGGCCGAAUGGAACGGCCCAUGGAGUGAUAGUUCACCUGAAUGGCGUUACAUACCUGAGGAUCAGAAGCAAGAAAUCGGUUUGACAUUCGAUCGUGAUGGUGAAUUUUGGAUGUCAUUCCAAGAUUUCCUAAACAAUUUCGAUCGUGUUGAAAUUUGUAAUUUAUCGCCAGACUCGCUUACGGAAGAGCAGCAAAGUAGUGGCAAACGUAGAUGGGAAAUGUCUAUGUUUGAGGGCGAAUGGACGCAAGGCAUGACGGCAGGUGGAUGUCGUAAUUUCUUAGAUACUUUCUGGAGUAAUCCACAGUAUGUUAUAACGUUGACCGAUCCUGAUGAGGAUGAUGAUGAUGGCAAGUGCACGGUUAUUGUGGCAUUAAUGCAAAAAAAUCGCCGCUCAAAACGUAAUAUGGGCAUGGAAUGUUUAACAAUCGGCUUUGCUAUCUAUCAUUUGGCCGAAGAAGAUUUAAACACUAGGCCACAGGGCUUAAAUUUCUUCAAAUACCGCGCAUCCGUCGGACGUUCGCCACACUUUAUAAAUACACGAGAGGUCUGUGCACGCUUUAAACUACCGCCAGGUCAUUACUUAAUCGUACCCUCAACAUUUGACCAGAAUGAGGAAGGUGAAUUCGUUAUUCGUGUCUUCUCGGAAACUAAGAAUAACAUGGAAGAGAAUGACGACCAUGUUGGAUAUGGAAGCCCGACUGAUGAUAAGGUGUUGCCAAACUUUCCAAAUCCGAUCGAUCCGAAACCAAUGGAUACGCAUAAUGAAAGCCUCUUAAAACUGUUCAAAAGUAUUGCCGGUCCAGACAUGGAAGUAGAUUGGAUGGAACUGAAGCGAAUACUAGAUCAUUCAAUGAAGGAUGAUUUACCAAAGAGCACAAGUUAUACGCCUUACAACUAUAAUUUACAAAAUGCAGAUGUUGGCGGUAGUGCGGUGCCAGAAGUCGACGGUGGUGGCCUAAAUAUAUUAGCACUUAUUUGCGGUCCAUUUUGUAAAGGCACACCAUUUGAAAGUAUGUUUACAGAUGGCAGUGAACAAAAUCCAGCUAACAUGAAUCAUGUCAAGCCCGGCAAUGUAGGAAUGCCACCAGUUGUUCUGGAGGAAAAUACUGGAUUUUCCAAAGAUGUCUGCCGUUCCAUGGUUGCCAUGAUGGAUGUUGAUCAGUCGGGUAAAUUAGGUUUUGAAGAAUUCGAAGCCCUACUCACCGACAUAGCAAAAUGGAAAGCAGUAUUUAAGCUCUAUGACACCGAACAAACCGGACGCAUUGAUGGUUUCAAAUUGCGCGAUGCACUCAACUCUGCUGGCUACCACCUCAACAAUCGCAUACUCAAUGCACUGGCACACCGUUAUGGAUCACGUGAUGGAAAAAUUUCGUUCGAUGAUUUUCUCAUGUGUGCUGUCAAAAUUAGAACUUAUAUUGAUAUAUUCAAAGAGCGCGACACCGAAAACAAAGAUGUGGCUACAUUCAGCAUGGACGAAUGGAUUGAAAAAACUAUAUAUUCAUAAAUUAAUGACACUCAUCAACUAAAUU
This is a messenger RNA of Rhagoletis pomonella (apple maggot), 2678 nucleotides long. RefSeq names its product calpain-A (gene CalpA). Gene Ontology annotation, biological process: proteolysis. Gene Ontology annotation, cellular component: cytoplasm. The transcript is spliced from 11 exons. The record is from RefSeq and is a predicted model, not a curated record. Gene Ontology annotation, molecular function: calcium ion binding; calcium-dependent cysteine-type endopeptidase activity. NCBI's taxonomy places the organism in Eukaryota, Metazoa, Arthropoda, Insecta, Diptera, Tephritidae. The coding region runs from base 155 to 2653 and encodes 832 amino acids.